AUGGAGCUGGGUAGGGUGGUAGUUGUGACGAUGGUGAGUGGCGGUUGUGAAGACGACAAUAGUGGUGUAGGGGUGGGGGUUAGGUUAGGGACGGGGUGUAGCAGCGAGGCGAGGCGGUGGGGAUGGGAUGUUAGCUGUGACGACGACAGUGGUGGUAUAGUGGUCGGGUGGCUGGGAGUGGGUGGGUAUGACGACGACAGUGGUGGCAUGGUGGUUAGUAGUAGGUUGGGAUGGGUGAGUGGCAGUUGUAACAUCCACAAUAAUGGUGUGGCGGUGGGGCUUAGUCGAGCUGCUUAUUGCAAGGCUCAUGGCGGUGGGAGGCGGUGUCAUCAUCUUGGGUGCAUGAAAAGUGCUGACGGUCAGACGGAACAUUGCAUAGCACAUGGUGGUGGGAGGCACUGCAGCUACCCCACAGGCUGCAGCAAAGCCGCUAGGGGCAAGUCGGGACUCUGCAUUAAACAUGGUGGUGGAAAGAGGUGUGUGGUGGAAGGAUGUACCAGGAGUGCGGAAAGACAGGUAGGUUUGUGCAUAUCUCACGGUGGCGGUAGGCGGUGUAGGUUCGACGGGUGUGACAAGGGAGCUCAGGGGAGCACUACGUAUUGUAAAGCUCACGGUGGCGGUAAACGUUGUGUGUUUGUCGGUUGUAGUAAAGGUGCUGAAGGUAGUACUCCACUUUGUAAAGCCCACGGCGGAGGAAGGCGGUGCCUGUAUGAAGGUGGUGGGAUUUGCCCGAAAAGCGUGCAUGGGGGAACCAACUUUUGUGUGGCUCACGGUGGUGGAAAGAGAUGUGAUGUAGCAGGUUGUACCAAGAGCGCCCGUGGCCGGACAAAUUGCUGUGUGAAACACGGCGGAGGGAAACGGUGCAAAUUUGAUAAAUGCACCAAGAGCGCCCAAGGGAGCACCGAUUUCUGCAAGGCUCACGGCGGCGGGAAGCGAUGCAUUUGGGGCGGAGAAGGUAAAUGUAAGAAGUUUGCUAGAGGAAGGGGUGGUUUAUGUGCAGCACAUGGUAAUAUGGUUCAAGAAAGUGAAGGAAACAAGAAGGGUGUUCUUGGAAUCGGAUCGCAACUCUUCCAUGGGGUCGUUUUGGGUCCGGUUUCUGCUUCACUAGACAAUUACUCGUUGUCGGGUGCUAGUGUCGUCUCGAAUUCCGGCAAUUGGCUACAGAAUCCGGUGAGAAAUCGGCAACUGAUUCCACCUCAGGUACUGGUCCCUUUUUCAAUGAAGUCAUCGACAUUUUCAUCAGUUACCGGGGAACGAAGCUCCGACCAGAAAGAAGGUAGCAAUGGUGGUUUGAAGGGGUCGGAGGUGGUGGUUCCAGAGGGGCGAGUCCACAACGGCGGUCUGCUGUUGUUGAUGGGGGGAAACCUGAGGGAUGCUGUUAUUGAUGGGAUCUAACUGAAGUGUUCAGAUUUCCAUUGUAGCCUCUUUUUGAUUUUAUGAUGAUUAGU
This is a messenger RNA of Cynara cardunculus var. scolymus (artichoke), 1448 nucleotides long. RefSeq names its product probable WRKY transcription factor 19. The coding region runs from base 1 to 1395 and encodes 464 amino acids. The transcript has 3 exons. NCBI's taxonomy places the organism in Eukaryota, Viridiplantae, Streptophyta, Magnoliopsida, Asterales, Asteraceae. The record is from RefSeq and is a predicted model, not a curated record.